Molecule: messenger RNA, 1610 nt
Organism: Caenorhabditis angaria
Lineage: Eukaryota; Metazoa; Nematoda; Chromadorea; Rhabditida; Rhabditidae
Source: the annotation of a GenBank genome assembly
AUGAUGUCCAACUAUUUUCAAUCAACCUCUGACUUUGUUCCAAUGCCUUCAAGUUUUCUUCAAAAUCAACCACCAUCUUGGAAUGAUGUUCAACCAAAUGAAGUUAGCCGAAGAAAAAAUGAAGAUAAUCAAUUAAAUGAUGCAUUUUCUGGAAUGACAAUGUUUGAUGCAAAUGAAGUGCCAAAACCAAUUCAAACUCAGCCACAACAACAAUAUUAUUGUCAACCUGAUUAUUCAAAUUAUAAUAAUCCAAGAAAAGCUGAAUUUGAUUUUUAUCAACAAUGUUACCAAAAACACAUUCAAUCAACAUAUCAACAAUUACUUCUUCAAAAUCAACAUCCCAUUCAAAUUCCAACUGAAACUGUUCCAGUUUUCUCAAUUUCUCCACCAAUUUCUUCAUCAAUUUAUUCAUCUUCAUUGUCUUCUUCAAAUUCUUCUUCAUUUGAAAAUAUUCCAAGUGCAAUUCCACCAGUCGAACAUAAUGGAACUAUUUAUUUCUCAAAUCCAAGUGAGUUACUUUUUCAAUAGUUUUUGAAACCUUUUACAAAUUUCCAUAUUUUUCAGAUUCUGGAGAAAUGUCUAGUCGUGAUAUGUAUUUCUUUUUAUCCAAACAAUUUCAAGCAACAAGAAAAGCUUUAAUUGAAUCUGGAUAUCCAUAUUUUGAAUUUGGAAAAGAAAAUGAAAUUGUGACAAUUCAAACAACAACAUUUGAAGAAAAUAAAAAGAUUUGGAUUGAAAAAUGUGAUAAAAUUCGGAAUUGUUGUCGAUGCAGAAUUGAAUUCAAAUUCAAUAAAAAUGGAAAAAGAUCAAUUGGAAAUUGUACUUAUCAUCCAAGAUCAGCUAAAUUCAAUUUAGGUAAGUUUAUUGAUUUUUUGAUAAUUCUUGAAAAUAAUCAAUCUUAUUUUUUAUAGAAUUCAAAUUUCGAAUUCAUGAUUGUUGUGGUGAAAUUGAAGGACAAUCAAAAGGCUGUGAAAUUGCACAAUAUCAUGUUUAUGAUCAAAUAUUAACUGAUGAACUCGAAAAAUUCUUGGCAACUCCAAAAUCAAUUGGAUUGAAAGAUAUCCGAAAUUAUAACAUUUUUGGAAUCGAUUGCGAAAUGGUUUAUACAUUAGGUGGACCAGCAAUUGCAAGAGUUUCAAUUAUUGAUUUGGCUGAAAAUAUUGUUCUUGAUGUAAUUGUAAAACCACCAACUAAAAUUUUGGAUGCAAAUACAACAUUUAGUGGAUUAACAAUUGAACAAGUCGAACAAUCAACUGUUUCAAUUGAAGCUGUAAGUUUCAUUUUUUCCAAUUUUUCAAACAAUUCAAAAAUAUUCUUUUUUUUAGUGCCGCCAAAAAAUGUUCGAAUUAAUCAACGAAAAUACAAUUUUAAUCGGACAUUCAUUGGAAUCUGAUUUAAAAGCUCUUCGAAUUUCUCAUAUGAAAAUAAUCGACACUGCAAUCUUGUUUCAAAAACAAGGUUCCAAAUUCAAGCCAUCACUUCGUAAUUUGGCUCAACAAUAUUUGAAUAAAUCAAUUCAGAUGGAUAAUCCAUCAAAUAUUGGACAUGAUUCUAUUGAAGACGCCAAAACUUGUAUUCAACUUAUUAAUCAUUUAUCUACUAACUGUUAA